Molecule: messenger RNA, 775 nt
Organism: Pelodiscus sinensis (Chinese soft-shelled turtle)
Lineage: Eukaryota; Metazoa; Chordata; Testudines; Trionychidae
Source: RefSeq, a predicted model, not a curated record
ACGGAGCGUGACGCGGUGGGAGGGUGGGAUAAAAGAGCCGGCGCGGCGAGGGUAGGAGUGGUUGUCAGUGGCGGAGACGCAGUAGCCAGGACAGCGCGUGUGAUAACUGGUGCAGUAGCCAAGCAGCUUGAAGGAUCUGCUAUUAUGGAGUUCCCAGACUUGGGCAAGCAUUGUUCAGAAAAAACUUGCAAACAGCUGGAUUUCCUUCCUUUAAAAUGUGAUGCAUGUGAGGAAGUUUUCUGUAAAGAUCACAUCACCUAUGACAAACACAAAUGCACUUCUGCAUACAAGAAGGAUGUUCAGGUUCCAGUAUGUCCUUUAUGUAACACUCCCAUCCCUGUGAGAAGAGGGGAGAUGCCAGACAUUGUUGUUGGAGCACACAUGGACAAGGACUGCAAAUAUGAUCCCACUCAGAGGGUUUUCACCAAUAAGUGUUCAAAAGAAGGCUGCAAAAGGAAAGAGAUGAUAAAGCUCAUUUGUAACCACUGCCAUGGAAACUUCUGUAUAAAACAUCGGCAUCCUCAGGAUCAUGACUGCAAAGCGGGAGGUCACUCCCUCUCUAAAGCUGGAUAUGCAGCUAUAAUGAGAGCAUCUGAACCCAGCUUCAGGCCAACAGGAUCAAACAGAAUGUCGUCGGGCAGGCAUCCUCGGCAUAACAGAUGCUGAGGAGCUGGGCCAGUCACAUUGUUCCAGCCAUUAGAUGUUUAAAUUAAUGGAAUUGUAUUGUCUAAAGCAUGUAUAUUUUUCUAUAGUGCAAAUAAAAUAGUUCUCUCAA